GCAGCAUAACCCCUAAUUAUUCACCACUUUCCACUGAGAAUAAAUAUUCUUCCCGCUCCCAAACCCUACUCAGAGCGGACAAACACCAGACGCCUGGAUUUUCUCCUGAUGAACCACUACGGACUCAGAGGUUGCAGUAGUUCUUCAGUUAGAAGCCUAAUCCUUACUCGAAUUUCAUGCUUAUAAUAUGAGAGCCAACCGGGCUAGGCUCAGUACCGAUCUCUAGCACAGCGGAAGAUUUUUCUUUUUCACUUAUUUCUUGUAAAGCGUUUGACAAUUCUUAUAUCUUUCUGCCUGUAUGCUGUCCAAGAAUUCAUAAGUUUUGCUACAUUUCAGUAAGUAGCUCGCAACUCUGAGGCUAAUGGAGGCAAUUUUGAAGCCAUGCGAUUCGAUCCUGAGCCGAUCGAAAAAUAUGAUUUGUGUGCCGUCUUCACGGAGGACGAAGAAUGCCUCUCGUAGGCGUGGCUUCCAUGGAUUCUCACGCAGCAAAUUUUUGGGUGAACAAAUGUUGCCCGCCUUGAAAGUUUCUGCCAAAGGAAAAGCACAGUCGAGGAUGAAUGCGGAGCGAAAUUCUAUUGUGGCUGAAGCAGUGGUUGCAGGCAAAGAGCAGGGAAUUACCAAAGAAACUGCUGGAGCUGUGAAAAUAGGUGUCCCUGAAAUUAUGCAUUUUUACCGCCUUCCAUUUCUAGCUGAUAAUGCUGCAGCCGAGCUUCUUAAGCGGGUUCAAGCAAAGAUUUCCACUGAAAUUGUAGAAAUAAGGACUGAACAGUGUUUCAAUGUGGGUCUGAAUUCCCAGUUGUCUAGUGAUAAGCUUGAAAUACUAAAAUGGCUACUUAGAGAGACAUAUGAACCUGAAAAGCUGCAAUCUCAAAGUUUGUUGGAUAUAGAAAGAGCAAGGAAUGGAUCAGCUAUAUUAGUUGAAGUGGGUCCUCGGCUUUCCUUCAUGACAGCAUGGUCGGCAAAUGCUGUGUCUAUAUGCAAGGCCUGUACAUUAACUGAGGUCACUCGCAUAGAAAGGUCAAGACGGUACCUGCUAUUUCUGAAUUCAGAUUCCAGUGUUUUGCAACAGAGCCAACUUGAUGAGUUUACAGCGAUGGUUCAUGACCGGAUGACAGAGUGCAUUUACACAUCAAAGUUAACCUCUUUCCAGACAAAUGUGGUCCCUGAUCCUGUAGUGCAGGUGCCUGUACUUGAGAAAGGAAGGAAAGCUUUGGAAGAGAUAAACAAACAAAUGGGCCUCGCUUUUGAUGAUUUCGACUUGGAGUAUUACACACAGCUUUUUCGAGAUGAUAUAAAACGCAACCCUACCAAUGUUGAACUUUUUGAUAUUGCACAAUCUAACAGUGAGCAUAGUAGACAUUGGUUUUUUAAGGGGGAGCUAGUUAUUGAUGGACAACUUGUUACUGGCACUUUAAUGAGCAUUGUCAAGGAUACUCUUGAAGCAAAUUUAAAUAAUUCUGUAAUUGGAUUUAAUGAUAAUUCAAGUGCAAUCAAAGGUUUUCCAGUUGAAGCAUUACUUCCAGUAUCAGCAGGUUCAACAUCUCCAUUAAGUACUGUUCAUCGCAACUUCGAUAUUCUUUUCACUGCAGAGACACAUAAUUUCCCUUGUGCGGUGGCUCCUUUCCCAGGAGCAGAAACUGGUGCAGGAGGACGCAUACGGGAUACUCAUGCAACAGGGAUAGGGUCCAUUGUUGUUGCCGCAACUGCUGGUUACUGUGUUGGAAAUCUACAGAUUGAAGGCUCUACCUCUCCAUGGGAGGAUCUUUCUUUUUCAUAUCCAUCAAAUUUGGCAUCUCCUUUGCAGAUCCUGAUUGAGGCAAGCAAUGGUGCAUCAGACUAUGGGAACAAGUUUGGAGAGCCCUUGAUUCAGGGUUAUACACGAACAUUUGGCAUGAGACUGCCAAAUGGGGAACGACGAGAGUGGCUUAAACCCAUAAUGUUUAGUGCGGGAAUUGGCCAGAUUGACCAUCAGCAUAUUAAUAAGGGGGAACCUGAUGUAGGCAUGCUUGUUGUCAAGGUUGGUGGUCCUGCAUACCGCAUUGGCAUGGGAGGUGGUGCAGCAUCUAGCAUGGUAAGUGGUCAAAAUGACGCAGAGUUGGACUUCAAUGCAGUUCAGCGAGGGGAUGCAGAAAUGGCUCAAAAGCUGUAUCGGGUUAUCCGUGCAUGUGUGGAAAUGGGAGACAAAAAUCCCAUCAUAAGCAUUCAUGAUCAAGGAGCUGGUGGGAACUGCAAUGUUGUGAAAGAAAUAAUCUACCCUAAGGGGGCAGAAAUUGACAUAAGAUCCAUAGUAGUUGGUGAUGAAACGAUGUCGGUUUUGGAAAUAUGGGGUGCUGAAUACCAGGAACAGGAUGCAUUACUUAUAAGGGCUGAAAAUGAGAGCUUGCUACAUUCUAUCUGCGAAAGGGAAAGAGUGUCAAUGGCUGUAAUUGGCACAAUAAGUGGCAAUGGAAAAAUUGUGCUCAUUGAUAGUUUGGCAAAGGAGAAUUGUGUUUCGAAUGGUCUUUCCCCUCCCCCUCCAGCUGUUGAUCUUGAUCUUGAGAAGGUUCUAGGUGACAUGCCACGUAAACGUUUUGAAUUUACUCGAAAAGUUGAAGUAUUAGAGCCACUUGACAUUGCACCAGGAGUGACUGUCCUGGAUGCCCUCAAACGAGUUCUUCAACUUCCAUCUGUCUGUUCAAAACGUUUCUUAACAACCAAGGUUGAUCGCUGUGUCACAGGUCUUGUUGUACAGCAGCAGACAGUGGGGCCUUUGCAGCUUCCUCUUGCGGAUGUUGCUGUUAUUGCUCAGUCAUAUACAGGUAUAACAGGAGGUGCCUGUUCCAUUGGAGAGCAGCCAAUAAAGGGUUUAAUAAAUCCAAAGGCAAUGGCAAGGCUAGCUAUUGGGGAGGCUCUUACAAAUCUUGUUUUUGCUAAGGUUACAUCACUGAAAGAUGUUAAAGCAAGCGGAAAUUGGAUGUAUGCAGCCAAGCUUGAUGGAGAAGGAGCAGACAUGUAUGAUGCAGCUAUUGCUCUUCGUGAUGUAAUGAUAAAACUUGGAAUAGCUAUUGAUGGUGGUAAAGAUAGUCUUUCUAUGGCUGCACAAGCAUCAGGAGAAACCGUGAAAGCUCCUGGCAAUCUGGUCAUCAGUGCUUAUGUGACUUGUCCAGAUAUUUCUAAGACUGUAACACCAGACUUGAAGCUGGGAGAUGAUGGUGUUUUGCUGCACAUUGAUUUGGCAAAAGGAAAGCGUCGUUUGGGAGGUUCUGCACUUGCACAUGUUUUUGGUCAGAUAGGUGACAUUUGCCCAGAUCUUGAUGAUGUUUCAUAUCUAGAGAGAGUCUUCAAUAUGGGCCAAGAACUGCUCAGCAAAAAUCUUGUCUCAGCUGGUCAUGACAUUAGUGAUGGUGGUAUCGUUGUAUCCUUGCUAGAGAUGGCAUUUGCAGGAAACUGUGGUAUCAAAGUUGAUUUAAGCUCAAAAAAUGCUGGUAUAUUUGAAGUGCUAUUUUCUGAAGAACUUGGCCUUGUGCUUGAGGUUAGCAGUGGUAAUAUUAAUGUUGUUACCAAGAAACUUGAAGCUGCAGGUGUCGUGUUUGAAAUUAUUGGACAAGUUACAGCAUCUCCUGUUAUAGAGGUCUGUGUUGAUGGGACAUUACAGCUUAGUAAAACAACACCAUAUCUUAGGGAUCUGUGGGAGGAGACAAGUUUUAUGCUGGAAAGAUUACAGAGAUUGGAAUCAUGCGUACAGAUUGAACAAGAUGGACUGAAAGGCCGGCAUGCACCUGCUUGGAACUUGUCAUUUGUUCCUAGUGGUACAGAUGAAAAAUACAUGAAAUUGGAAUCAAAACCAAAGGUGGCUGUAAUUCGAGAAGAAGGCAGUAAUGGUGAUAGGGAAAUGUCAGCUAUGGUUUUGGCUGCUGGCUUUGAACCUUGGGAUGUUUCAAUGUCAGAUCUUUUGAAAGGCAGAGUCACUUUGGAAGACUUUAGAGGGAUAGUCUUUGUUGGAGGGUUUAGCUAUGCAGACGUGUUGGACUCUGCGAAAGGAUGGGCUGCUACAAUAAGGUUUAAUGAUUCUCUUCUUCAACAGUUUCAAGAAUUUUAUGAGCGACCAGAUACAUUCAGCCUUGGAGUGUGUAAUGGAUGUCAGCUGAUGGCUCUUCUUGGCUGGGUGCCUGGGAAGGAAGUUGGAGGAGUAUUUGGUGCCGGUGGUGACAGCUCACAACCUCGGUUCAUCCAUAAUGAAUCUGGUUGUUUUGAGUGUCGGUUUAUCUCUGUGAAAAUAGAUGACUCACCUUCAAUAAUGUUGAAAGGCAUGGCAGGUACUACAGUUGGCAUCUGGGCUGCACAUGGAGAAGGAAGAGCAUUCUUUCCCAAUAAAGAUGUACUGAAACAUAUACAAGAAUCAAAUUUAGCACCAAUUAGGUAUUGUGAUGACGAUGGAUAUGUAACUGAGGCAUACCCCUUCAAUCCUAAUGGUUCACCACUUGGAAUUGCAGCCUUAUGUUCUCCAAGUGGAAGGCAUCUAGCUAUUAUGCCACACCCUGAGCGAUGCUUCCUCAUGUGGCAAUUCCCAUGGUAUCCUAGGGAAUGGGAACUAGAUCCGAAGGGUCCUAGCCCUUGGUUAAGGAUGUUUCAAAAUGCACGGGAAUGGUGUGAUGAAAUAUGAAAAAAAUAGCACCAUUCAAUCGAUUUAUUUCUAACAUAUAGUACAAAAUUUUGUAGAGUUUCUUAGGAAUUUAUUGUAAUAGUUUUUCAAAUUUUUUAUUGUACAUGGAUAUUAGUAAAUUCUUCAUCGUUUUUUACAGUUUGUCAAUUUUUGAUUACUUAUACCAUAUCAGACUGAAACACAUUUACACAAUGUUUUAUGCUGUCAAGAUGGAGAGAAAUUCCUGACAAGAUUGUAUCUUCGAGGUAUUUUUCAAUAUAAUUAUAUAACUAAAUUCAACUCGUUUUCUUGA
Molecule: messenger RNA, 4934 nt
Organism: Cryptomeria japonica (Japanese cedar)
Lineage: Eukaryota; Viridiplantae; Streptophyta; Pinopsida; Cupressales; Cupressaceae
Product: probable phosphoribosylformylglycinamidine synthase, chloroplastic/mitochondrial
Exons: 31
Coding region: 362-4642 (1426 amino acids)
Biological process (GO): 'de novo' IMP biosynthetic process
Molecular function (GO): phosphoribosylformylglycinamidine synthase activity
Source: RefSeq, a predicted model, not a curated record